This is a messenger RNA of Ricinus communis (castor bean), 760 nucleotides long. RefSeq lists its product as uncharacterized. The transcript is spliced from 3 exons. Lineage: Eukaryota; Viridiplantae; Streptophyta; Magnoliopsida; Malpighiales; Euphorbiaceae. Bases 314 to 745 code for a protein of 143 amino acids. The record is from RefSeq and is a predicted model, not a curated record.
UAGAAGAAAAGAAAGAAGGAAGAAGAAGGAGAAGGAGAAUGAGAAGGCAUCGGGCUUCUGGAGCUGGCGGGGGAGGCGUCCGUCUGGGGCUUGAGCCGGCUGAAGGAGCUGCUGGCAUCAGCGAGGAAACUAGUGGCGGCGGCGGCGGCAGUGGACGGUGUCGGUAGGCGGCGAAGUGGAAGGAAAGUUGCAGCCUUUUUGGACGCCGAUCGUGGCGUUGCCGGCUUCGGUAGCCACUAAUUCUGGUGGCGAUCGACUCCCCUCGGCGUGAGCUUUCUUUUGGCGGCAGCGGCGACGCGAAUGGUGUCCGGAGAUGGAAGUUCGCAGUGGAGAGAGCAAGUGGGUGGCGGCCGUGUUUUCAGGAUUUUCCGGCGAGCUCCGACGAGCUUUGGAUAUUGGAGGACAUAUCCAGACUCUUCUAAGUUCAAGCUUCGCAAUGGCACCGGUUUCGUGGCGAUCGGACUCCGUUUACAAAUCGACGACUGAGAUCGUUCGUAAAUCCCUCCGGAUGAUCGAGGGUCGGAUUGAAAAAUCGGAGGCUGAGAUCGUCAUCAGCGCAUCGUUUCGAGUCCCUUGGUAUAUUCGGAUCGUCGAUCGGACUCCGGCGGCUGGAGGCGAGUUGACCAAGCGAUCAAGCGUCUCGAUAAUAUGUCAGUUCGGCUUGCUCCACUCGAGGCAUCGGAGCAGAGUUAGGAGGUCGUCAAAGCUAUCCCUGAUUGUUAGUCUUCCUGCGGCUCUUAUCUAACAACCCGACUCCUUC